UGCAGAGCUACGUGGUGAAGAGAGGUGCUCCUAGAGUGUCAGCAGUGAAGGGAGUGGGGAGGGCUGAGGCAAAGCGAUCAGUCACUACAGUCCUGUUGUGCACACAGCGUUUCUCCUCAGGAUACUUAACUGUUUGUGUGUUUUUUUAAAAAAGGAUAUCCCCAACUUUACAAAUCCCACAAAAAGGAACAGACACAAGCAAAAAAUGGACGAUUUCUAUUAUCACGACGAGGAGGACUCCAGCUUAAAUGACAGUUAUGAUUACAAUUACGAACACAGUGUUUGUGACAAGGAGGCAGUGCGCUCUUUUGCCAGUGUCUUCCUCCCGGUCAUCUAUGCCCUGGCUCUGGUGGUGGGCCUGGCUGGGAACGCCCUGGUAGUGGUAGUGUACGCAUCAAAGCUCCGACUACGAACCCUGACAGAUGUGUGCAUCCUGAACCUCGCCAUUUCGGACCUGCUGCUUCUCUUCACCCUGCCUUUCUGGGCGGCUGAUGCCGUCCAUGGCUGGAAGCUGGGUUCGGCAGCCUGCAAGCUCACCUCCUUCCUCUACAGUACUAACUUCAGCUGUGGAAUGCUGCUGCUGGCGUGUAUCAGUGUGGAUCGCUACCGCGCUGUAGCCCACAAUCCAUCAGGCAGGACUGGGACAGGUCCCCGGGUAAGGAAACAGUGGCUUCUGGUGUGUGUGGUGUUGUGGGCUGUAGCCAGCUUUCUUGGCCUUCCUGAACUUAUCUUCUCCACAGUGAAGCACUCCCAUCACAGGAUGACCUGUACAGCCAUCUACCCGCACAGCAUGGCUCGACCUGCCAAGGCUGCCCUGGAGCUGCUGGAGGUGACCCUUAGAUUCUUGCUACCUUUCUUGGUCAUGGUGAUGUGCUACUGCUGGGUAGGACGGGCACUGAGCCGUGCAGCUGGGGUGCAGAGAGACCGGAAGUGGCGUGCCCUGCGUGUCCUGCUGGCUGUUGUGGCUGUAUUCCUGCUCACCCAGCUGCCCUACAACGUGGUCAAGCUGAUUCGAGCGAUGGACAUCAUCUACAACCUCGUGACUGACUGUGAAGUCAGCAAGGGCCUGGAUAAGGCUGUCCAAGUGACAGAGGGCCUGGCCCUGACCCACGCCUGCAUUAACCCUGUCCUCUAUGCCUUCAUUGGAUCGUCCUUCAGGGGACAUGUCCUCAAGGCUGCCAAGCACCUUGGACAGCGACUCGGGAGACACCCGAGACACGUAAACACGGAGCCUGCAGUGGAGAUUGCACUCAACACGUGCACUCAAACGCAAUCCCAGUCUGGUUCAGAAGACCAAGAAACCACCACCUUUACUAUUUAAGACUCAAAACAUGUAUGCAUUUACCUGUAAGCACCUAUACAAAAUGUCUAUGAAUAUAUUUAAACAUCAUUACUAUCAUUAAAGAUAGACAUCAAUAAGCAUAUAUAUUAAUUCUUACAAGAUAUAUGUACAGUGAGUUUAUAUGCACUAAUGUAGCAAAUAGUUUUAUAUACAUGAUGUAUUUUGUUAAAUAGAAGAGAUUUUCAGUGACAUGCAUCUACUAACAUAUGUGGCAAUUAAAUGCAGCUGAAACUCAAGAUGCUCCGAGUACUUCGCUGGUUCCUCACGACAAAUCCAAUUCAACUUUACAGUCUGUGCUGUCUUCCAUGAGAUCCUCUGCAUCUCAUUUUAUUGCAUCCCGUGGUUUGGGUUGGGAUGACUUGCACAGUGGGUGACCCAUUAACUUGAAAAAAAUUUGGCAAACAAAGAACAGGAAACGCAGGAAGGACCCCUCCAUGUGGUCAAACUGGAAACAAAGCAGCAUGUUCCUUGGAGAAUCUUUGAUUAAGACAUUUUCAUCCACUCAUCUUUAUUGUAUUUAAAUAAUAUAUGCUUGAGAGUGCAAAUGGUUUGCAGUGGAGUGCAAUUAAUUUGCUCUAUGUAAUGACUUAACAGUUUAGUGGUAUAUAAAUGUUCUCCCCAGACUGCUAAAAA
Perca fluviatilis (European perch) is the source of this 1975-nucleotide messenger RNA. It is a transcript of the gene ackr4b, whose product is annotated as atypical chemokine receptor 4b. The transcript has 2 exons. The coding region runs from base 206 to 1321 and encodes 371 amino acids. The record is from RefSeq and is a predicted model, not a curated record. Gene Ontology annotation, biological process: chemotaxis; immune response; G protein-coupled receptor signaling pathway. Gene Ontology annotation, cellular component: membrane. NCBI's taxonomy places the organism in Eukaryota, Metazoa, Chordata, Actinopteri, Perciformes, Percidae. Gene Ontology annotation, molecular function: chemokine receptor activity; chemokine binding; scavenger receptor activity.